Molecule: messenger RNA, 2003 nt
Organism: Drosophila bipectinata
Lineage: Eukaryota; Metazoa; Arthropoda; Insecta; Diptera; Drosophilidae
Gene: Nepl10
Product: Neprilysin-like 10
Biological process (GO): proteolysis
Cellular component (GO): plasma membrane
Molecular function (GO): metalloendopeptidase activity
Source: RefSeq, a predicted model, not a curated record
GUCUACUUUUUCUAGGCAUUUGCCUUGGACUGGCGCUAGAAUCCAUCAGUGGAUAUAUGGAUAUAUCUUCGCAAACUGCUCUUCAGAUCCGUAGGAAUAUGAAUAGAUCUGCAAACCCCUGUACGGAUUUUUGGAACUACGCUUGUGGUGGUUUUGGAAAUACCUCCAAGUACGUGGACAACUUCGAGUGGGUCGAGGACCUGUAUGCCACUUCCAUGAGAGGGUUCUUUGAGAGCCAUAUAGAAGAUACCCAAUCACCGCGACUUCUGAAACAAAUGCAAACGUAUUACGAGGCCUGUACUACGGAUUUACUUCAUUGGACCUGGGAUGACAUCCCCGAAUCUUUUAGAGAUUGGUCUCCCACCCUUGACAGUUCUCGUGGCUAUGGUCUUAAUGGAGUGUUCUUUGAUGAGCGCGUGGAUGUGGCCACCAAUGAUUCCUUGCAGUUGGUUGUUCAGAUUCAGAUGCCUCAGCUUAGUACCAGAUACAGUGUGCAACGGGCACUGAGGAUUAUUCAAAAAUAUCCCUGGGAGCAUAAGGAUCAGAUGAUACAACUGGCAGGAGGCAUAAGAAGGCUAGAGGACAAGUAUCGUUUGCUGGAACCCAUUGUGCAAACAUGGAGAGUUGAGGAACUCAGCCAGCAAAUACCCCAAAUUCCCUGGACUGCGAUCAUAAGAGAUAUUAUGGGAGUAGAUCCUGGCCAGCUGGAAAACUUGCUCUUCGAGGUAAGCGAUGUGAACUAUUUGCGAGAGAUGGGUCAACUCCUGGCCAACACCGAUCCUGGGACACUGAAUCAGUACCUGAAAGUCCGUCAAAUGGUUUUGUUGAAGGAGACGGAACCACUUAGCAAAAACCCCAAGUCCUGUAUACACCAUAUGAGGGCUCUGUUGCCGCUGGGAAUGGAGUAUAUUUACGAUAAAUUUUUGUAUAAAAACCGCAAGCAGGACACUCUCAAGCUGGAGGAGAUUCUGCGGAGUUUAAAAGCCACUUUUGGGAAAUACUUAGACGCCAAUAGGUUGGGAGUUACUUCGGAUCAGAUGGCCUACUUGAGGGCUAAGCUGUAUGGAAUGAAAAUAAAAAUAGGGAACCUGCCGGAGGAUGAGUCCCCCGAGUUUUAUGACAAUCCCUACCAGAGUGCUAAUUUUACGGAGUCUUCCUUUCUGAAGAAUCUCAUUGAGGCCUUGGCCUUAAGAACCCGUCUUCAGCACGAGGGACUUCUGCAGCCAGGAUCUAGAUUGGAUCUGAGAAGGUACUAUGUCAACGACGAUGUAGUCAAGGCACGAACUUCUCCCUUCUAUGAAAACGAGAGAAACACCAUCACAGUGCCCAUGUUGUUUCUCCAGUGGCCACUUUUCGAUCAUCGCCAGCAUGCCAUUUUCCACGGAAGCCUCCUUGAAGCAGUGCUGGCCCACGAGAUGAGUCAUGGCUUCGAGCAGGAGGGCAUACUCUUCGAUGCGGACGGAAAUGAGUCCCCGAUCGGAUUGGAAAUACGGGAAUCCCCGGGCUUCCAAAACGCCAUCAAGUGCGUCCAGCAGCAACCCUUCGUGUCACUCAAGGAACGCCUAGCGGAUCUUAAUGGCCUACAACUGGCCUAUGAUGCCUUCUUUGAUUUGAACCAUGAUUCCCGAAAAUUCGAAUAUCGUCCAUAUGCCUUUGAGGCGGAAUUCUCGGCGCCCCAACUGUUCUUCCUGAGCUACGCCCAGUUCUUUUGCGGUCUUCUGCCUCCGGUUAUUGCCCACGACCGGGAUGAUGAGCGUGUGAACGUGAGCGUUGGAAAUUUGCGUCAAUUCGCCUACGACUUCAAGUGCGAGCCAUCAACCGUACAAUCGCAUCCCAUCUGUGAGAUGUGGCGUCCGCCGCCGCGGGAGGAGUACAGGUCAGGUUGAUAUUUCAAUUGUUUGGAUGGCCAACACGAUAAUAAAAAGUAACACAAAAUAUAGGUUUAUCGACUUGUAAAUGAUGUUUAUUUUGACUUUGUUAUAAAAUAAAUAAAAAGAUUUCUU